This is a messenger RNA of Epithele typhae, 6303 nucleotides long. RefSeq lists its product as uncharacterized. The coding region runs from base 1 to 6303 and encodes 2100 amino acids. The transcript is spliced from 18 exons. The record is from RefSeq and is a predicted model, not a curated record. Gene Ontology annotation, molecular function: ATP binding; ATP-dependent chromatin remodeler activity; methyltransferase activity. NCBI's taxonomy places the organism in Eukaryota, Fungi, Basidiomycota, Agaricomycetes, Polyporales, Epitheliaceae.
AUGAUAGCGUCUGGCCUGCUUGGCGCCAAAGGACCAGAAGUCCAUCACUUCGUUCUUCGGUCAACCAAAGAACGCCAAGAAGUCAAGAAGCCUGCGUCCGACGAAGAGGACGAGGACAGCGAGGAUGACAAACCAGAAGAUGAUGAGUCUGUAGAAGACGACGCUGAAUCUAGGGCCACCAAGGGAAGUACCAUAGAGAACUCAGACCUUCCCCCCAUCCACGAAAUUCCUAAUGUCGCGCAACAUCUAAAAGGCCGCAAGAUGCGCGUUGCGACGAUGUGUUCUGGCACAGAAUCUCCCCUCCUUGCCCUCAACUUGAUUCAGCGGUCAAUCAAAGAACACUAUGACAUGGAGCUUGAGUACGAGCACGUAUUUUCCUGCGAAAUCGAGCCUUUCAAGCAGGCAUACAUCGAGCGAAAUUUCCAACCACCGCUUCUGUUUCGUGAUGUUUGCGAACUCGGGGACGACGAAGCAACUACCGCCUACGGCGCGUUGGCUCCCGUACCCGGAGAUGUUGACCUUCUCGUCGCCGGCACGUCCUGCGUCGACUACUCGAACCUGAACAAUGAAAAGCAGGACAUCGAUGCGAACGGCGAGUCUGGUCGUACCUUCCGCGGGAUGAUGUCUUGGGUGAAGAAACAUCGACCUCCACUGGUCAUCCUGGAGAACGUCUGCAGUGCUCCAUGGGACAAGGUCGCUAAGUACUUCGCCCAACACGACUACAGCGCAAGCCACCUGCGCGUCGACACGAAGACGUUCUACAUCCCGCACACGCGCACACGUGUUUACCUCCUGGCGGUGGACAAGAGGCGAUCGGACCUUCCGGAAGCAUGGAUGGAUUUGCUCAGCAAGCUCAAGCGCCCCGCGUCCUCUACCCUGGAUGCCUUCCUUCUACCUACCGAUGACCCCCGUAUACACCAAGCCCGACAAAAGCUUGCGAACGAGGCAAACAACUCGUCUCGGUCGGCGAAGGGGCGUGUCAUCGACUGGGGUCGUUGCGAGAGCCGGCACCAACGGGCGCGUCUUGAGGAGCAGCUGGGCACGAAGCGACCGCUGACGAGUUGGGAAGAGGGCGGUUUCUGCAAGCUCCCCGACUUCGCGUGGAAUGACUGGGGAACGGUGCAGGUUGAGCGUGUUUGGGAUUUAAUGGACAUCAGUCUUCUGCGCUCCGCGAAGAAGGGCGUCGACUCGUCCUUCAAGACGCAAGUGUGGAAUCUGUCGCAGAACGUGGAUCGUUCGACCGGCUCAAGCAAGCCUGGCAUCUGCCCAUGUCUCACUCCCACUAUGAUUCCGUACAUCACGAAUCGCGGUGGCCCUAUGGUCGGUCUUGAAGCGCUGUCCAUGCAAGGUCUUCCCGUCAACGAGCUUCUACUCACGCGAGAGACGGAGGAUCAGCUGGCGGACCUCGCGGGGAACGCAAUGUCAACUACGGUCGUCGGUGCUUGCAUUCUAGCCGCACUCGUGGUCGGAAGGAAGCUGCUCAAGGAAGGUUCCGACACCCGGACGUACGGGGAGCACCACGAGGAUAAGAUGGACGAGGAUGUCCCCGAGGCGAAAGAAGAGGACGAGAUCAUGGAACAACUCAAAAAGAAGCCACUCAACUUGGCUGCUUCGUCCUCAAAGCUAUCGCUCCAGGGCAUCCUCGAACAGGCGAAGCGCAGUGUCCGUCUUUGCGGCUGUGAAGGCAGGAAAGGCAUGACCGACCGGACCCUCAACCGGUGUGGUGGUCGUCCGGAACAUAAUUACGAGCCUAUCGAUCUCAAGGCCCACCCUCGUCUCUCGCCCGCGACGUUCGAGAAAGACUUGAAAGCCAUCCUCCCCAUGUCCCUCCGAAUCUCCAACGUCUCGAAUGGGCUACUCGACAAGCUCGCCGUGGAUGCCGACCUCGACGUCGCUUCGUCGCGCUGGACUGGAUGGCGCGACGCCGUUCUCCGUGCAGUAGAACCUGAGCUCCGCUUCGUCGAGCCGAAGCGUCAAGAACUGUGGUCCAUUGUUUACCAGUCCUCUACCGCCAAGCUCGAGCUUUCGCUUCACCCGCAACAGCCUGAGUGGCGCCUUUUCACCUACCCACUCGCUAACGAGCCAGCAAACGCGGAGAUCCGGAGAGUGCUGGAAGCUCCUGUCGGUCGCUUCACCUGCGUCAACGGCCUAUUGAGCGGCACGUGGCAGUUCGCGCUCCCCGUGGUCUCCAAGUUCGACGUCACUGUCGAAGGCUCCGAAGAGCUCGUCCCUUCGUGGGAGCAGAAAAUCGGUCUUCAGGGAGACGAGUUCAAGGCGCGGAGUGUUCAUGCCCAGCUGAAGAUCACUGUGCGGCGCGGCGAAUGGAUCUCUCACAAGCGCACGACAACGAAGGCGGACGAACACAUGCCUUCGAUUUUCAUGCUCAUCGACCCGAUGCGUUGUGGGGACGUCACUCAGGACUCCUUCGUAUUCUCCAUCAGCACGAGGAGGUAUGAAUUCGGCGAGCAUCGCCCAACCAUCGCAUCGUUUGAUCCCAAGUGGAGGCAGUCAGACACAGAUGGCCCGGAAAUUGUCAAGUGCACCGUCCCCUGCCGAUGGGUGGAAGCGCAGAGUGUCAAGAUGGUGGAGCGCCACGCUCUUCUCGUGGCCCGUGUCUCGCUCGGUGAUCGUGCAGGUCCCGAGUGGCCCCGUGGACCGUGGCUGGAGGUCGACAAGGUGCAUGAACGUUCGACGUUCCGGUCGCUCGCUUGGCUCGUGGAGCGAAUCCGCAACAUCGAGGGUCAGUUCAACGAGUGGCAGUCCUGUGGCGAACACGACGGUCAAGUCAAGUGCCGUCGUUGCGCGCCCGUCCCUCCGUCUAUCCGGUGGACGAAGGUCAAGAAGCGGAUAGCCGCCUUCGAGGACAGCAUUGAGGCCGGAGAGUUCGAACGUAGCCUCAAACGCCGCCCCGCGCCGUUCGUGACGCAGCUCAAGCUCGACGAGAAAGGUGACGGCGUUGUCCGGAUCGGUGUCAACCUCUCAUCGCUCAUGCACCGCGCCCUCUCCCGCCUUCCUCCCGCCGUCCGCGCUGAAUCCUCCACCCUCUCGUGGAAGCUGAACACCGACUUUACACCCGCAAUCAGCAUGCAAUUCCCGACGUUCGAGCUGGCCAGCAACAAGCACGAUGAGGAGCACACUCAGCCACCCAACUUCGUCACUCCUCUCCGCCCUGAACAGCUCCGCUCCUUGUCCUGGAUGCUCGCGCAGGAGUCCAAGGAAGCGCCCCCCUUCAUCGAAGAGGAGAUUUCCGAAGCCAUCCUCGAGCCCCUCGGAUGGCGCGCGGAGGGACGCGCUCAACGUCCCCACCAUAUCCGCGGAGGCGUCCUCGCUGACCAAGUUGGGUAUGGCAAAACCGCCAUCUCGCUCGGGCUCAUCGACUGUGCGACCGAGGACGUCAACAAAGAGUUCAAGCAGUUCAAGAAAAUGAAAGGGCACAUCGCGACGAAAGCGACACUCAUCAUCGUCCCUCCGCACCUGACGCGCCAGUGGGAAUCAGAGACCCGCAAGUUCGCGAAGAAGCAUUUUGUUGUCGUCGUGCUCCACACGGCGACGAACAUCAACGCGCUCAAGAUCGAGGACGUUCUGGAGGCGGACAUCGUCAUCGUCGCGUCGAACCUUUUCAGGAGCACGGUGUACCAGGACAACUUGGAGGUGUUCGCGGGUGCGGGAGAGCUGCCGGUACAGGACGGGCGCUUCUUCGACGCACGUCUCGACAUCACGCUCAAGGGCCUCGAGGAGCAGGUUGAGCGUCUCAGGAACGACGGGGCGAAAGCCGUCUUUAAGCAGAUCCUCGAGGGUCGCAAGAUCGACGAGGCCGCUCAACUCUUCGUUCCUACCAAGCGACUGAAGGGCAAGUCUUACCGUGACGCUGCGGACAACGCUUCCGAAGACGAGUCCCCUAAGCCGAAGGCGAAACCCAAGGCCAAGGCCAAGGACGAAAAGGUCAAGGCGGACCCGCCCAAGGUCAAGAAGGCCGCAUCUGAGGCUGCCAAGCCGAAGAACACGAACAUCAGCCCCCGCACCGGUCUUACUGCUGAAGUCGUAAUCCCGUCCUUCAAGGGCCGUGGCGGUUCUCCCUCCGCAUCGAGCGUUGCGACCGCGCCUCCCACGUCUGAGGCUGAGAUGGAGGAAGAGUCGGAUGCUCCUCGGGCCCGUCGUGCUGUGAAGCGCAAGGCCAUCGUUAUCUCCGACGACGACAGCGAGGACGAAGCCCCCAAGAAGAAGGGCAAAACCGCUGCGAAAGCGAAGAAGCGGCCAACGAAGCGUUCGAAGGCUUCGGAUGACUCCGAUUACGAGGGUGCUGCCUCUGAAGCCAGUGACGAGGAGGACUUCGUCGCGGAGGAGAGCGAGAGCGACGAAAACUUCGAAGAAGAGUCAGAUGAGGAUGAGAAGCCGAAGAAGGCCAAGGCCAAGGCCAAGCCCCCUCCGAAGAAGCGUGCGUCCGCGAAGAAGUCCUCGACGACUUCUGGGUCCGAGGAUGCGAUGGACGUCGACGACGAUGACGACGACGACGACGACGACGAGAAGCCCAAGGGCAAGGGCAAGAAACCUGCGAAGAAGCCAAAGGCAGAGGCAAAACCCGCGAAACCCAAGAAGCGGCGCGAGGAGUCGGACCCGUGGAAGCUCAAGUCGUCCGCGGUGCAGAACGAUUGGAAGAGGAUGCAGGCGCCUCCUCUCGAGAUGUUCCACUUCGCGCGCAAGAUCGUAGACGAGUACACGUACCUCGACGGGAAGGUGCUCUCGAUGGUUACGAGGGUGCAGGCGGAACGUCACUGGGUGCUCUCCGGUACACCGCCGACUCACGACUUCGGUGCUCUGAAGACAAUCUCGGCGUUCCUCAACAUUCAUCUUGGUAUCGACGACGACAAUGAGGGCCAGUCGCUUCAAGUCAAGAAACGCAAGCGUGAACAGACUGCUGUCGAGAAGUUCCACUCGUUCCGCGAAGUCCACAGUCUGGAGUGGCACGCUCAUCGCGUGGAGCUCGGACAAAAGUUCCUAGGCCAGUUCGUGCGACAGAACAUCGCUGAAAUCGACGAGAUCUCUUGGAGCGAGACAAUUGUGAAGGUAUACCUCCCUGCAGCCGAACGUGCCAUCUACCUCGAGCUCGAACACUACCUUCCGAGGGAAGAGAGCGAGAGCGACCGCGAGAAGCGUUUGUCUCAAGCUUUGGGAGACAGCAGCACUGCCGAGGAAGCUCUUCUCAAGCGUUGUUCACACUUUGACCUCGAUAUCUCGGACCGCGAAAAUGCCAUGAAAGCUUGCGAAGUCAUCGUCGAGGAGCGGACGAAGCAACUCGAGGACUGCAAGAAGGACCUUCUCAAAAAGCUCAACACCGCCGUCCAGAUGGACAAGAAGAUCGGUCGGGUGCCUGACGAGUCUCUCUUCCGCGAGUUCAUCCGCGUCACCCGCACCGAGGGCGUAGGUGACCAGGAGGCGACCGAGGCAGUCUGCGAGCUCCUUGACGAGGCCAACGUCCCCGCCCCGCUCAAGUCCGCCACGAACAAGGCCGGGGACAGCAACAAGCGCGGCGGCAAGAGCGACAUCGACCUCUCCAACGCCGUCAAGGCGCUCAUCUGGGACCACCGCGAGCAGACGCACGAGAUCCGCCGCGUGACGAAGGAGCUCGUCGGCCGCUUCCGCUCCCUGCGGUACUUCACCGUCGACGUCGCGGUGCUCUCGUCGUGUGGCCACGUCGGUUGCUACGCUUGCGUCCUGUCGUGCGCGGAGAAGGAGGAGUGCGUGUAUGCGGCGUCGGGUGCGUGCCGGGCCGCCGCGCGGGUGCUGAACGUCGUCAAGGGAGACACGCUCGGCGUCGACGACGAGGCGCGCGACGGCCGCGGACGCCACUUCGGCCGCAAGCUGGAGAUGAUCGUGGAUCUUAUCAAGAACAAGAUCCCGAAGGAAGACCGCGUGCUCAUCUUCGUGCAGUUCCCGGACCUGACGCUGAAAGUCGCCCAGGCGCUCGAGGCGCACAAGAUCGCGUUCCUCGAGAUCAAGGGCUCCGCGUCGGUGAAGAGCAAGAACCUCGAGAAGUUCCAGAACGAGAGCAAGGAGCGCGUCCUCCUCCUGAACGUCAUGGACGAGUCCGCGAGCGGCGCGAACCUCACCUCCGCCAACCACGCCAUCUUCGUCUCCCCGCUCCUCGCGCCCACCCAGGAGAUCUACGACGCGUGCGAGACGCAGGCGAUCGGCCGUCUGCGGCGGUACGGGCAGCUGAAGCACGUCAACAUCUGGCGCUUCAUUAGCAUGAACACGAUCGACGUUGAGAUCUUCGAGCAGCGCACGGGACGGAAGAUUGAGUAG